UGUUCGGUCGCCCCGCCUUAUUUCCGGUUACACGAGACCGACCGGGAACAAGAACAUGGCGCAAGUUUAUCUCCUGAAGUAAGCUGAAGGAUUUGGAAAAAAACAACAACAAACAAGGGGGCUUUUAAGCUUCAGACUUGAUCUACAACUCUGUUAAGGUCUCGUGUCCAGGUCCCAGGCUCGGUAUUGUUCCAUGGCCAGCCUUCCCAAACCAGGCCCUGGAAAUGGCCACCCCAUUAAGGCUCAGCUGCAGAUCAAUGGGAUGACAGCCAAGCUGAAGGAGGGCAAGAAGAACUGGUUGAGCUCCAGCGUGUACGUGGAGGUGGCUGUAGACGGUCAGUCCAAGAAAACGGAGAAGUGCAGCAACACGCAGAGCCCCAAGUGGAAGCAUCCUCUCUCUGUGACCGUGUCACCCAUCAGCAAGCUGAAUUUCUGUGUGUGGAUCCACCAGAAACUGAAGUCUGACCAGCUCUUGGGCUCGGCGACGCUCGACAUUAGCGAGACGCUCAAGAGCAACGAUAUGAAGCUGUGUGAUGUUACACAGACGUUGCCGCUAUGUGCAGACAAGGAGCAGACUGAUGUUGGAGAGCUGUGUGUGUGUCUGAAUGGCAUGGAGGUCGACCCAGGAGCAUUCACAUCCUCUGAGGCUGAUAACGAUACCACAACGAACGGAGAAUUGCCUAGAGAGGACUUUGGCAUGAGGAGGAGCAGAGAGAGUUCUCCCAGCGUGGUGGACAUUCCUAAUGGACGUGCCGUCAACGGAACAGGCUCGCCGUCCUUAUCCAAUCGGGUUUCACGACCCCAGAGGCCACCCAGACCCUCUCGACCGCCUCCGCCCACUCCUCCGCGACCGCUGUCUUCUCCAGCAUGCCCUUCAGUCACAGACAGCAGCAGCUCGACUCAGCCAGAGACACCAAUGCAGAUCCCUAACCCCACCCCUGACCCCACCCCGAUCAUCUCUGUUCCCCCGAUGCCCAACCGGAUGCCAGCCACCAACACCGGGCCUCUGCCUCAAGGGUGGGAGCAGCGUAUGGACCCGAGUGGCCGUGUGUACUACGUGGACCACGUGGAGAAAAGGACAUCGUGGGAGAGACCUGAGCCUCUGCCUCCUGGUUGGGAGCGGCGUCUGGACCAGUCGGGACGUGUGUACUAUGUGGAUCACGUGAACCGGACGACGACGUGGCAGCGCCCCACUGUGGAGACGGUGCGCAACUACGAACAGUGGCAGCACCAGCAGAGCCAGUUAGAGGGGGCAAUGCAUCACUUCAACCAGCGCUUCAUCUACAGCGUGCAGGAUCAAGCUGCAGCCACUCAGAAUAAAGAGUACGACCCUCUCGGCCCACUGCCACAAGGAUGGGAGAAGAGAACGGACGCUAACGGCCGAGUGUAUUUCGUGCACCACUUGACUCGCACGACUCAAUGGGAGGAUCCUCGCUCUCAAGGGUCGGAACUUAAUGAGCUGCUGAAUGACAAGCCUCUGCCGGAGGGCUGGGAGAUGAGGUUCACUGUGGACGGAGUUCCGUACUUUGUGGAUCACAACAGAAAAACCACGACUUACACUGACCCACGUACAGGAAAAUCAUCACUUGAAAACGGCCCUCAGAUCAGAUAUGUGCGUGACUUCAAAGCCAAAGUCCAGUACUUCAGAUUCUGGUGUCAGCAAUUAGCGAUGCCGCAGCACAUCAAGAUCACAGUGAGCCGCAAAUCGCUGUUCGAAGACUCGUUCCAGCAGAUCAUGAGCAUUAAUCCCCAAGACCUUCGCCGAAGACUGUGGAUCAUCUUCCCCGGAGAGGAAGGACUGGACUAUGGUGGUGUAACAAGGGAGUGGUUCUUCUUGGUGUCCCACGAGGUGCUGAACCCCAUGUACUGCCUGUUUGAAUACGCUGGUAAGGAUAACUACUGCCUGCAGAUCAACCCAGCUUCAUCCAUCAACCCAGACCACCUCAAAUACUUCCGCUUCAUCGGACGCUUCAUCGCCAUGGCUUUGUUCCAUGGGAAGUUUAUCGACACAGGCUUCUCGCUGCCUUUCUAUAAACGUAUUCUUAACAAACCGCUGACUCUGAACGACCUCGAGACCAUCGACCCGGAGUUCUACAACUCGCUCAUCUGGAUCAGAGAAAACAACAUAGAGGAGUGCGGUCUGGAGAUGUUCUUUUCAGUGGAUAAGGAGAUCCUCGGGGAGAUCACAACACACGACCUGAAACCAGAUGGAGGCAACAUUCAGGUCACGGAGGAGAACAAGGAAGAGUAUAUCAGGCUGGUAGCUGAGUGGAGGUUGUCCCGAGGUGUUGAAGAACAGACACAAGCUUUCUUUGAGGGCUUUAACGAGGUCCUGCCUCAACAGUACCUGCAAUAUUUUGAUGCCAAAGAAUUUGAGGUGGUGUUGUGCGGGAUGCAGGAAAUCGAUCUAGUAGACUGGCAGAGAAACACUAUCUAUAAACACUACACACGCACCAGCAAGCAGAUCGUGUGGUUUUGGCAGUUGGUUAAAGAGAUGGACAACGAGAAGCGAAUGCGUCUGCUGCAGUUCGUCACCGGUACCUGCCGCCUGCCCGUGGGCGGGUUUAACGACCUCAUGGGGAGUAACGGACCACAGAAGUUCUGCGUCGAGAAAACAGGGAAGGAGAACUGGCUGCCCCGGAGUCACACAUGCUUUAACCGCCUGGAUCUGCCUCCGUAUAAAAGCUACGAGCAGCUAAAAGAGAAACUGUUGUUCGCCAUAGAGGAGACAGAGGGCUUUGGGCAGGAGUGACACACACACACACACACACACACACACAAUGUUGGACAGAAGCGCUCAGUCUCUACAUCAGGAUAAAUCAGUAACGAUGAGCUUCUCUAGUUCAUGUCAGCGGUUUUCACUGCCCAUCUUAACAAGGGAUUUUUACUGUCGGUCACACAAAAAGAUUCACAUACAACAAAAACACUAAUCUGUAUUUAAAAGCUGAGAUUAUUCACCUGAGUAGCGGGAGAUGUUUGGGUAUAAACUUAGUCAUGGAUUGGAUUAUGGGCUUAUUUAGAUCUAUAUUUUAUUUAAUUUGCUCUCACAACUUCUCACAACGGAAACAAAGUGAAACAAUGUGGUGAUGUGACUGCAGUGUCAACUGGGAUCAGUCUCAUAACUCAAAGUGUCUGAAUAUUGAAGGUCUGAUCUCGUGCUCGGGUCUGAUCUCAUGCUCGGGUCUGAUCUCACACUCGGGUCUGAUCUCGUGCUUGGGUCUGCUGUUCUUUUCGUGGUCCUGUAAUGGACUCAUUACUGCAUCACAGUAUGUAGCGUGAAAUCCUCUUAAGUUCUAGCCCAGUGGUUUAGUCCCCAGCUCUGGACUUGCUACACAAUAGAAAAAAAAAAGUUUUAUUAUUCACCACACCAGUGAGCAAUACAUUAACACAAUAGAAAUAUCACUAGUGAAACACACACAUGUAGCACUCACACACACACCACCGUUCACAUUCUGCAAUAAAAUACUAGUCAUUUCUCACAGAAGGAAAGCAAGUGCUGAUCAUCUGCACUCUUACUGCCCUCUGUUUUAUAGAGGGUUCGGUUCUACUGUGUCUGUCAGUUUCAUAUUCUGUGAGGUUUUACUGGAUUCGUCCCAGUAACCAGUUAGAGCUCGUCCUAUUUAAACGACCGACCAGGAGCAAUACUCUGAACUGGGAGAAAGAUCAGCACAUGAUUAGUUUGUACACAGAAUAUCAGUUUUAGCGCCUUUUAAAUCUCGGUCUGUUCCACGGGACCGACGCAGAGUGUCGUAGUCACGGAGAUCACUUUAAACACACUAGAUCACUUUAAGCAGAGAGAUUUCCAUAAAACCUGAUUUCUUUAUUAAUAACACAUCUACACAUGCUUUGUCUGUCUGUCAUAGCGCGGUUAACGACUAACCGCGGGGUGGUUCGUUAGUUUGUCGAUUUCCGGAUCUUUUUGAGCGCCGCUCUAAACCCGCUCGCCGAAAAGAGCAGGCUUACGGACGUCGAUAACGGAAAACUAAACUCCACCUCGAUCUUGUACAUUGUGUGAAUAUUUGAUUAAUUCUCUUUGGGGGGAAAAAAGAAAUCCUUUUUCAAGACUCCUUUAAAUUUCUGCACAUUCAUUGGUGGAUUUAUAUGUACAGGAAAUUGUGUAAAAAAAUUAAGAAUAAUAAAUAAAUAAAUAAAUAAAUAAAUAAAUAAAUAAAU
Tachysurus fulvidraco (yellow catfish) is the source of this 4173-nucleotide messenger RNA. It is a transcript of the gene itchb, whose product is annotated as itchy E3 ubiquitin protein ligase b. The record is from RefSeq and is a predicted model, not a curated record. Gene Ontology annotation, molecular function: protein binding; ubiquitin protein ligase activity. Gene Ontology annotation, biological process: protein K48-linked ubiquitination; protein K63-linked ubiquitination; protein K29-linked ubiquitination. The coding region runs from base 194 to 2752 and encodes 852 amino acids. NCBI's taxonomy places the organism in Eukaryota, Metazoa, Chordata, Actinopteri, Siluriformes, Bagridae. The transcript has 24 exons.